Molecule: messenger RNA, 1580 nt
Organism: Entelurus aequoreus (snake pipefish)
Lineage: Eukaryota; Metazoa; Chordata; Actinopteri; Syngnathiformes; Syngnathidae
Exons: 7
Coding region: 371-1300 (309 amino acids)
Molecular function (GO): dioxygenase activity
Source: RefSeq, a predicted model, not a curated record
CACCAGAGUCCAGACAUCACUCAUGUGACGUGGCGACAUCUGUUUCCACCGCGGAAGGGCCUAAAUUCCAUGGUUUUAGCCAAGAAGGGGGCGGGUUCACACUUUUGAUCGCCGCUCUAACGAAACACGACAAACAGCAGCUUUGAUUUACUCAGUUGAGGGUCAAACAUGAAAGACUCUUGUAAAUCCAUGUUAAAGUUCAUAAAGUAGUGUGAAAACGUCAACAUGGCUGACACCCAAAAGGACGAACACAGCUGAUGCCACUUUCCAAUGGUCGGGAGAGUGUCACGUCACGGUCUUUUUAGAAAGUGCUCCUAACUGUUCUUCACCGACACAAGUUUUUCGGGGAAAAAAGAAGAAAUUCGAAACAAUGAGCUUCCCUGUUGUGGACUUCAGCGCCUUCGCCCUCGACGUGGAGGACAUUUGUCCCGCAGACUUGGACCGCCUGGACAGGGACGUGAAAGAAGCUUUUACCCGAGUGGGCUUCGUCUUCCUGGACAACACCGGCAUCACGCAGGCGGAGGUGGAUGGCGUCAUGGAAGCUUCCAGAAGGUUCUUCCUGCAGUCAGACCGCUUCAAGAAGACAUUCAGCAGGAAAAGCUUCCCCAACUGUCCCCUGCACGGCUGGAACCCCAUGGAGACGGAGAGGGUGGAUCCAGGAACACCAGCAGCAGAUUUAAAAGAGUCGUUCAACAUGACUUCACUACAUCCUGACAUAAAAUGGCCCUCCCCCGAGGUUGUGGCGGGAUUCCAGGAGACCAUGGCGGCUUUUUACCAGCGCUGCAAAGAGCUGAGCUUGCGGAUUUUGAAAGUGUUGGCCCACAGUUUGGCUCUGGACCCCGACGUGUUCCUGAGUGCUCACCGCCUGGUCGGAACGGAUGAGAACACGACGACGCUGCGUUCCAUCUACUACCCUCCGGUCCAAGUGGCCAAGGAGGGCCAGCUGAGAUGUGGCCAGCAUUCAGACUACGGGAGCAUCACCUUGUUGUUCCAGGAUUCUGAAGGUCUGCAGGUGCUGGAGCGUUCUGGUGCGUUCAUUACUGCUCCUUGCAUCCCCGGGGCCAUUCUCAUCAACAUCGCUGACAUGAUGCAGCGCUGGACCAGCGACCAGUUCGUCUCUCUGGUGCACAGGGUCGUGCUGCCCCCUGCUGGCGACUCCACUACACGUCAGUCUCUGGCUUUCUUCCUCAUGCCCGACGACGAGGCCGUUAUCACCUGUGCCGACGGAUCCGACAAGUACCAGCCGGUGCAGCUUGGCGCCUACCUCGCUGAGCGCAUCGGCAACAUCUACUCUGAGUAGCGCUGGCGUCGCCUGGAUCGGACUGCUAGGUGAUGAUUUUAGUGAUGAGUCCUACGCACGUCUGACAACUUGCAGCCUCGUUCACUUCAUUGCCACUGCGAGACAUGACGUGGUGGAAAGUACAAGAAGUGAAUGUUCGAUGCACAAGACAUUGACAGUCGUUGCAAUCAUUGUUAAAGUACAUAAAAAGCAAACCACAACAUUGAUGUGGUUGUCAUGACACCGGGAGCUAUAUGAGCUGAAUAUGAACAAUAUUAAAAUACAUAUAUACACAUAGGUA